UGUCACUCCCUUGUUGCUCCUUUUCUUUUCGUCCAUCACAACAACAAUCACAAGAAGCACUUUCGGAGUCUGAGCUUUCACUCCUUUCCAACUUCUCCAUAUAUCUAUCUAUCUAUCUGCAACCUCUUAUCUUUCUUUCUCUGUUAAUUCACACCCAUCAAUAACUCUUUUCCUCACACAAUUAACCAUUUUCCUUUCUGGGUUUUCUGUAAUUUUGUUGAUUUUCCAUUCCUUUUAUAUAUUUUUUUUGCUUCUGCUGAGUUAGUGGUGUGGCUUAUGAGUUAUGAGCCCCUUUCUAUUAUAAAAAGAUUGGAAAUUUCUUAGGGGAAAGGUGUGCGGUGGGUGGAUUUCUAUCCAUGCAGUUGUUGAUUGAGGAGGGGUUAGUUUGUUUUCUGCGAUCAUCGUUUGGUAGUGCUUGAACACAGGAUUUGUAGAUGAUGGAGAGGGUUCUGUUUUGUUUUGUGAUUCUGAGAUGUGAAUUAGUGGUUGGUGAAGUGAAGAAUCAAGGCAGUGUUUGUAUGAUAAAUUGACUUUUGGAUCAAGGUGGGUCCAUUGUUGUACACAAUUUGUUUGGUUCUGUUUCUAGCUUUCGAAGGGAGAGUUGUUUGAGUUGUACUUUUCUUAUUUGGGAUUUGUAUUCAGAAAGAGAAGUUUUAUUACACCUAGGUUGUGAUCUGAUUGUGAGUGAGGGAAGCAAUAUCCAACGGUGAAGUCGUGGAAGUUUGCAACUGCGAAGAGGAGCAGAAGAUCUAGAUCAGUGAUUUGGUUUCUGAAGCUAUGGCGAUUCGAGAUCAGAAUGGAUUUAACAGAUCACAGGAUGAUCCUUCAGUAGGAAGUGGUGUAUCUUUGAGUUCUGGGGUGCAUUCUGCUCCACAUAUUCAACUUAAUGAGCAGUUUUCUUGUGGGAGUGACUACGCUCUGAAGGUAAGGAAACCAUAUACUAUCACAAAACAGAGAGAGAGGUGGACAGAUGAAGAACAUAAGAAGUUCCUUGAAGCUUUAAAGCUUCAUGGUCGGGCUUGGCGGCGUAUUGAAGAACAUGUUGGCACAAAGACUGCUGUUCAGAUUCGAAGUCAUGCUCAGAAGUUUUUUUCUAAGGUUCUUCGCGACCCUACUGGGAAUGUUACAAAUAGAGCGGAGUCAAUUGAAAUUCCUCCUCCAAGACCAAAACGAAAGCCAAUGCAUCCUUACCCUCGUAAACUAGUUGAGACUCCUAAUAAAGAAUCUUCUUCAAUCCCAGAACAACUUAUGAAGUCUGCUUCUCUGAAAUCAUCAGAUUUUGAUCAAGAAAACCAAUCUCCGAAAUCAGUAUUAUCAGGAGCUGGUUCAGACAUCCUUAGCUCCUCAGAUUCAGACACACCAAAUGAAAGUUUGUCCCCCAUGUCAUCCAUCAGCGACAUCCAUACAACAUCCGAAGAAGCUGGAAUAAACGCUGAUUCUUCUCAUGAUGAGAAAUCUCUCAUGAAAUUAAAGCUUCCUACAAAGGAAAGUGAAGAAUGUUCCGGCCAGACUUUGAAACUCUUUGGGAUUACAGUUUUUGUAACAGAUACAUGCAAACCCUCUUCUCCAACAACUGAAGCAUGCAAACCAAUACCUGUAAACAUAUGCAAGAGGGAUGGAAGAUUGGAACUUAUUGGGCACAUUUCACCCAGUGAAACAUCAGGCAUAUCCCUACUAAAGGUGAGAGAGGGUCCUGAAACAUGUGGUGGGAAAGGAUUUGUGCCAUAUAGAAGGUGCAUGGCAGGGAGAGAAAACCAGUCUUCAUCUGUGACAAAUGAUACUAGAGAAGAGCAAUGCAUCCACCUUUCCUUGUAGCUUUACCCCAGAUGGUUUUUCCUUCAAAAGGUGUUCCCUUUGAGAUGAUGAGCUGUUGAAUGUGAGUUGGCAUGACAAGUGGAAAAGGGGGUAGCUGAAAAUUUUGACAUUUCUGUUGCAUCGCACAUUCUCCGGCAGUCGUAAACCUGUCAUUUUGUAUUUUUUUUUUUUGACUUUCAAGUUUCAACUGUGAAUUAUAUCUAGUGUUUUUAUUUUCCAACCUUUUACGCUCCGUAUGAGCACGGAGAGUGUAAGUUACAUACUUGUGCCGUGCUUAUGAACCUACUUGUUCAUAUUCUCUAAAGCUUAGAAAGAUGGAAAAUUUUCAAACA
This is a messenger RNA of Vigna radiata var. radiata (mung bean), 2147 nucleotides long. Its product is annotated as protein REVEILLE 2. NCBI's taxonomy places the organism in Eukaryota, Viridiplantae, Streptophyta, Magnoliopsida, Fabales, Fabaceae. Gene Ontology annotation, molecular function: DNA binding. The record is from RefSeq and is a predicted model, not a curated record. Bases 778 to 1815 code for a protein of 345 amino acids. The transcript is spliced from 6 exons.